UACGAGCCCAGCAGCCCGCAACAAGUCCAACCAAGCUCGCCCAGCAGCAACCACUGGCUCUGCCCCGGGCGCUGAUGGGCCGCGUUGCAGGCAGUCAUGUCUCUCUCUGCGCGGUCUCCCUCGAGCUGACCUAGACACCUCCUCUUUCCUUAGACUUCUUUAUCCUCCUCUCACUCCUCCAUCCCCCAUUUUCAUCUCUAAACACCUUGUAUUCUGGUCGUGAAGCUUUGGCGAUCAAUUUUCCCUCGUUUCCUUGCAUUCCAAGAACGCCCCCAUUGAGUUACUCGAACAGUCAUUAUCGCUGACGUCACCAUGCCCGGCGAAGAGCCAGAGAAAGGAGACAAAGUCACAUGGAACUGGGGCGGAGGCCAGCCUGGAGGCACCGUCGCUGAGAAGAAGACCGAAGGCGAGGUCGCCAUCACCUCCAAGCGCGGCAACAAGAUCAAGAAGAACGCGGAGCCAAACAACCCUGCCGUCCACAUCGAGCGGUCGGGCCAAGACGUGGUCAAGAAGGCCUCCGAGCUCAACGUCGAGGAAAAAGCCAAUGGCGACGCCGGCGCCGCCGAUGCCGACAACAAGGAUGAGUCUAAAGAGGAGGCCGAGACCACGAACGGCGAGAAGAGGAAGCGCGACGAGGUAGAGCAGGACGACAAGGAGGAAGACAACAAGCCAGACGAGGCGGGGCCUCUCGAGGAGAAUGCCGAGGGCAAGACCGUGAAGGCCAAGGAGCCCGCCGCGAAGAAGCAGAAGAAGGAGCCCGCGAAGAAGAAGGGCGCCCCGAAGAAGGAGGCAGAGGCGGAGGAAAAGCAAGCAGAAGAACCAGAGAAGAAGAAGGAAGAAACAAAGCCCACAGAAAACAACAAGAAGACGGCCGGCCGGCCCAAGAAGGCUGAGGGCGCACCAGCCAAGCAGAAGAAACAACCAACGCCGCGCGCAACAGACGGUGUCGGAUCCCGCACCAGGAGCCAGCAGAAGGCGUAAAGCCUUUCUUUGUGAAACGUCUAGCCUUGUCUGCACACGCGAGAGCAUCGAAGGGACUAGCUAGCGAAUCUGGGAUGCAUGCAUUGUGAACGGUCGGAUCUGGAGGGCAUGGGCCAGAGGAUUAAUGAGGAGAUGUCUUUCUGCACGGGGAUGGGGAUGAGGAUGGGGGCCGGGCAGGGUAGGGUAUGCUGGGUGAUUUCUUGUAUAUUAUUCCCGUCCCUCCUUUAGCUUGGACAAGUAACGGAGGACGAGCCUGUUUCUGGCUGCAAUGUAUUGAGUGUUCCUAUUG
Cladophialophora immunda is the source of this 1270-nucleotide messenger RNA. RefSeq lists its product as uncharacterized. NCBI's taxonomy places the organism in Eukaryota, Fungi, Ascomycota, Eurotiomycetes, Chaetothyriales, Herpotrichiellaceae. The record is from RefSeq and is a predicted model, not a curated record. Bases 313 to 981 code for a protein of 222 amino acids. The transcript is spliced from 2 exons.